GCGUCUCGUCAGCGCCAGUAGGCAGUAGCGCUCCACGCUGCAUCUACUUAGAAGAUGUCUAUUGCCGUCGUUUCCUCACAGUACUUCCGGGUUUCAUUCUAAUGUCGUUGCAUAUUUAUACAAUUGUAUACGUUUUGUUUUCUUGUUCAACGAGUGAGUUAUCAAAUGUUUUCCCUUAGUUGGUCUCGCUUGUGUUCCGUCAGUACCCGCGAAGUAUACACCAAGCUAAAACGAGCAGCGUGGAGGACAAUUUCAGGACAUACAAGUGCUAAACACGCUAAUGUGAAUGUGUUACUAGCAGUGCAUGUUACUUUGCCUUCCAGACGCCUCUGUCACGGUCACUUAGGUGACUUGUACAAGAACGAUGCUGUUCAAAAGUAUAUUCGGCAUCUCAUGGAGGAGCACCGAGAUCUCCAACAGCAGCUGCAACGUGCACACCUGAACGUAGCAGACAGGAAAGUGAUGGUGACGAAACACACACAGCUGCUGCCCUUUGCCAAUCUCUUCCACCGUAUUGAACAAGCUCGCAAAGAGCUUGUGGAAGUCCAGGCACUUUUGUCUUCUGCCCCCAAAGAAGAAGAUGAACAGUUAGUCCAGCUGCUGAAAGAAGAGGAUGCUAUUAUCUCUCAUAGGAUUUCAACGUUAAUAAAAGAGUUAAUGAACACUCUAGUGCCGACUGACCCUAUGGACCCUAGUAAUGUCAUAUUAGAGGUGGUGUCUGGGCGAACAACGGGAGGUGAUGUAUGUCAGCAAUUCACCCGAGAAAUGUUUGACAUGUAUCAGGGUUUUGCUGCUUACAAGAGCUGGGGUUUUGAGACGUUGAACUACACACCUGCUGAGUAUGGUAGUUUACAUCACGCGGCUGUGCUGAUAUCCGGAGAGAAUGUGUACAGACAUCUGAAGCACGAAGGGGGAACGCACCGGGUGCAGAGGAUCCCCGAAGUAGGCCUUUCGUCCAGGAUGCAGCGCAUCCACACAGGAACCAUGACUGUGAUCAUCCUGCCUCAGCCUGUUGAGGUGGACAUCAACAUCGAUGCUAAGGAGCUGCGUGUUGACACAUUCAGAUCUAGUGGUGCCGGGGGUCAAAGUGUCAACACAACGAACAGCGCGGUGCGUAUUGUUCACAUUCCCACAGGUACUACAGCAGAAUGUCAACAAACCCGCUCUCAACUGAAAAACAGAGACACCGCCCUGCGCAUGCUGAAGGCCCGCCUAUAUCAAAGCAUGAUGGGUAAAGAAACCGAGCAGAGGAAUUUAGCUCGUAAGAAGCAAGUUGGCACGCGCUCACAGUCGGAGAGGAUUCGCACGUACAACUUCAGCCAGGAUCGCAUCACAGACCAUCGGACUGGCUAUGUUAGCAGAGAUAUAAAAGAGUUUAUGCGAGGAGGGGAAGCUCUCGAAGAUCUCAUCACUGAUGUACUCGAACACAUGGAAUUGGGGGCUCUGUUGGACCUGGUGGAGAAUGGUGGCAACAACCUGUCAAGGUCUGCAGAUUGACAAGCUUCACAAGUCCCUUUGUCAAGUAUUUAUUGCUAAACUGCAGCAGGAGAUUCUGUGUAAAUAUGUUUUGCAUGGCUUGUUCAGCUUUAGCAUUUAUUUAAAGCUUUUUGUCACAUUAUA
Molecule: messenger RNA, 1620 nt
Organism: Nerophis lumbriciformis (worm pipefish)
Lineage: Eukaryota; Metazoa; Chordata; Actinopteri; Syngnathiformes; Syngnathidae
Gene: mtrf1
Product: mitochondrial translational release factor 1
Biological process (GO): mitochondrial translational termination
Cellular component (GO): mitochondrion
Molecular function (GO): translation release factor activity
Source: RefSeq, a predicted model, not a curated record